Gambusia affinis (western mosquitofish) is the source of this 2682-nucleotide messenger RNA. RefSeq names its product P2R1A-PPP2R2A-interacting phosphatase regulator 1. Gene Ontology annotation, molecular function: protein serine/threonine phosphatase inhibitor activity. Lineage: Eukaryota; Metazoa; Chordata; Actinopteri; Cyprinodontiformes; Poeciliidae. Bases 105 to 761 code for a protein of 218 amino acids. The record is from RefSeq and is a predicted model, not a curated record. The transcript is spliced from 9 exons.
CUGCAGGUCGGGCUUCCACCGGGCUACAGUACAGCCCUCACCCGCCGUAGGAGCGUCGGAGGGCGGCUUAUCACGCCGCCACCUCUGGGCCUGCGCGUCGAGGGAUGGAACGGAUGGAAGUAGACCAAUGCGCAGGCGCAGGAGGCGGGGCACUACGUAGAUCAAACAGUGCCCCCAUGAUUACCAACGUCAGCGACGGGAUGACCGUCUUCAGCCCCGUGUCCUCGGCUCGUUACCGGCGCAGCAGCGUGUCCAUCAACCCCUCGCAGGUCGUCCCCUUGUCUCCGUUCUCCCUGAGUGGGGACAGACUGGACCACAAGAGGCCGGAGGAGAACAUGGAGACCAUGCUCCGAUGGAACGUCCACAGACUCAGCGCUUCCAGUCUCGUUCCAGCGUCUCCAGGCGGCCUGUGGGAGGACCACGCUUCCACGUGGUUUCCGUCUCAGGACAGCGGCGUCACACCCAACUCGUCGCCCAGCCCGACCCGGAGAUUCAGACCCGCCGGCGCCGUCAGACCCGCCGCUGCCGUAAGAUGGCCGCUGCUGACGCCCCUGAAGAGGAAAGGUGGUGUUGAUUCGGAUGGGCCACCGAAGAAGCUGUUUGUUGCCGGGGUAACGGACCCCGCCCACCGCGGCAGCAGCUACACCGUCAGCGUCUCCCAGGCAACAGUGGACGCUCCGCCUGUGGGGGGCGUCGGCCCCCAGGCCCGCCCUCUGACCCUGUCCCCGCCCCCCGCCUUCUCCCCUCACCAGCACCCCUAGAGCCCCGCCCCCAGGGACAGAAACCACCACCUGGUUUCUGUCCAAUCAGCUGCCAGCAUCACUGUAAGCCCCGCCCUUUCCUGCACAUCUGCUCAGUGGCUCCCCCUGCUGGCCGCUCUACCACACGGCGGGCAGGGGUCAGGGGUCAUGCUGGACGUGUCCCCAGGAGGAAACACGUCCCCAUGAGGGCCCGGUCCGACCCGGAAUGACCCAGAGCACCGUGUGGAGGCACCGGACCAGAACUCACAGGUUCUGAUGGACACGGCUCCGUCUCAGCUCCAGAGCCGUUCUGGGUCAUAACCGGGUCAGAACCGGUCUCUGUGUUAAUCAUACAUCUUGUAUAAAAGGUGGUUCUGGUUCUGCUGCAUCAAUUCCGUUUCCAUGACGACGUUCUGCUCAGUCCCGUUUCCACCAGGAGUUCUGGUCCGACCCAGACAGUUCUCCUCAGUUCUCUGACGAACCAGACAUUGACUAGGCCGUUUUGUCUGGGUCCUGGUUCUGCUGGUGACCCGGUCCAUGACCACCAUGACCACACCACCCAACUUCGCACAGUUCGGUUCUGUCCGCUCUGACCUUUGACCUCGGACUGGACCUGCUGGGACGUCUUCCACUCUGGACUCCAGGUGACCUUUGACCCCUCCCAGGCUGCUGGAGCUGCACUUCCUGUUCCCAUAACAACGGUGGAACCUCACCGCUCAGAGCCAGAACUGGUUCUAACCUCCCAGAACCCCCGACAACAUGCGAUAUUUGCACAUCAUCCUCAUCAUCAUCAUCAUCAUCCUCAUCAUCAUCAUUCUGAUGGUUUGAGCUGCAGUGGCCAGCAGGUGGCGCCGCUGGUUACUUGACCCGACCAGGUUCUGUCUGUCCAGAACCAGGUCCGGUUCUUCUUCUGCUUCCAGCUUCUGCACUUUGACAGUUGUACAGUUUUCUACUUCAUCCAUCGCUGUGCCUGACCCGGUCCGGUUCUGCGGACCGGACCUUCGUUUCUCUCAUGUCUUUAUUUUCCUGUGAAGAUCAGAACCGAGCCGGAGCAGCAGAACCGUUUUGAUCCUGUUUUUGCUGCUUGAUUGUUUCUGAUUUAUUUCUGGUUCUGUUUCCAUCUCAGAGUCCAAUCUGCUUCAGAGAACACGGUUCUGAUUAGCUGGGCGGAUUCUGGAGUGGAACAGAACCGACCCGUAGCUUUAACUGGACUUUCUGUGGUUUUCUCUUAUUUGCACAUUUCCCCUCCAUCCUGGUUCUGAUGGACCCAAGAAGAACCGGUUCUGAUGGACCCAUUAAGAAGAACCGGUUCUGUAACUGGCUCCAUGUGGGACGCAGGAGAACCGGACCAGAACUUCUGCUUCACAGAAGCUUUCUAAGCCAAAAAUAGUCAAAAUGGGAAUCUGGAAAGUCCUGACCCAAUUUUAGGUUCUGGUUCCACGCUGAGGCCUGAUUGGACCUGGCAGGUUUCAGUUGGAUCAGAACAACUGUAGCAAAGACAGAAGAACCCGAUUCAGUAUUAAGUUUGACUCUGGGAGACCAAAGUGUUCAGAUGUUCCCUGAUCAGAACCAGCCCGGGUUCAUCAGAUCCUUUUUAAUUCGGCUGGUUCUGAUGCUCCGGAUCAGAACCGUGGAGAACCUGGAGGAAUCCCGGCUGAAUUCUCUUGAACCAGUUUGAAUUGUAGAAGUGAGUUCUGGUUCUGGUUCGGUCUGGUUCUGGUUCGGUCUGGGUUUGAAGCGGGGAGGUAAAGGGAACUAAAAGCACAUCAGUCCUGAUUUGACUGUAAAUAUUUCUGCAUUUCUUUGAGCUCAGAGGAGACGACGUAUUUUUCUGAUCCAUUCCCGGCCCGGUUCCGCCAUGGAGAACCGACCCGAUAAAUAUCAUGAUAUAUAUUGUUUAUAAAAGCUGCCAGUGAAAUAAAGUCUGUUCCAUCAAACAGAA